CACAAACAGCACCAUCAUCGCGAGCAGCUGCACGCCGACUUUUGGAAAAGAAAGCAAAUUUACGUGAAAAGCGGUGAAAUUCAGUAAAGAAAAGUGUGUCUAUUGUGAAGAAUUUCCUCCAGCAUCAUGAUGGGCCUUCCGAAUGUAGCCGGCUAUCUGGCCGAGCAGAAGAAAACCACCGACAAGGAGCUGGCUACCGAGUGGACACAAAUCGAGGAGCUGUACAAUGAGAAAUUGUGGAACGAACUGACCAUUAAGUUGAAUACGUUCGUUAAGAAUCCGGCUUUGCAGAAUGAGGAUGCCCUGCUCACGUUGUACCACAAUUUCAUCUGCGUUUUCGAAACGAAGAUCAACCCGUACGGUCUGGUGGAGAUCCUGACGGUGGUGGUGUCCCACAUUGCGGACAAGAAGGAAGCGAUCGCCUUCCUGGAGAAGCUGAAGGAAAAGGUGAAGGUGUGCGACGAAGCCCUUUGGAUGUGCAAGGUGCUGCAGGGACAGAUCUAUCUGGAGUCGUUGAACGAGCUGGACGAGACGAAAAAGAUCAUCCUGGACCUGAAGGAUAUUUUGGAGGAGGCAGGGAAUGUGACGCCGGUUCACGGAAAGUAUUAUAUGCUGGCUGCAAAUUACUAUAGGUUGGUCGGUCAGCACAGUGACUACUAUCGGUGUGGAUUGCAAUUUUUGGGAUGUUCGAUGGACAGCUACCCGAAAGACCAGUGGCCACAGCAGGCGUUUUUCCUGGGACUUGCCGCGCUGCUCGGCGAAGGCAUCUACAACAUUGGAGAACUGCUGGCGCACCCUAUUCUGGAAUCCUUGAAGGGAACUGAAAACGAGUGGCUAGUAGAGUUGCUCCAGGCUUUCAACUCUGGUGAUAUCAAUAAGUUCGAACAAAUGAAGCCCAAGUGGAGCACCAUCGCCGACCUGGCCGCCCAAGAGGUGAAACUGCGCCAGAAGAUCUCCCUUCUCUGCCUGAUGGAGAUGACCUUCAAGCGGCCGGCCAACAAACGGACCAUCACGUUUGAGGAAAUCGCCAAGGAAGCCAAACUGCCCAUCAAGGAGGUGGAAAUUCUCAUCAUGAAAGCCCUGGCCCAGGGACUGGUGAAGGGAGCCAUCGACGAGGUGGCCGGAGUCGUUAACAUGACCUGGGUGCAACCGCGGGUGCUCGAUCGGAAGCAGGUCGCAGCGAUGGCCUCCACCCUGGACACCUGGAUGGCUUCCAUUACCUCGAUGGAGCAGCUGAUCGAGAGCCGGGCGAGCGAAAUCCUCACGAACUGAAUGGGUGAAGUGUUUGCCUCAUCCGUAUAUGAAAAAUAUUGAAACUAAUUUUUGUACUACGUCAAAAUAAAGGUUAGCGAUUAUAUUAAUGGAAAA
Aedes albopictus (Asian tiger mosquito) is the source of this 1368-nucleotide messenger RNA. It is a transcript of the gene Rpn9, whose product is annotated as 26S proteasome non-ATPase regulatory subunit 13. Gene Ontology annotation, biological process: ubiquitin-dependent protein catabolic process. Lineage: Eukaryota; Metazoa; Arthropoda; Insecta; Diptera; Culicidae. The record is from RefSeq and is a predicted model, not a curated record. Gene Ontology annotation, cellular component: nucleus; cytosol; proteasome regulatory particle, lid subcomplex. The coding region runs from base 127 to 1272 and encodes 381 amino acids. The transcript has 6 exons. Gene Ontology annotation, molecular function: structural molecule activity.